Anoplopoma fimbria (sablefish) is the source of this 840-nucleotide messenger RNA. Its product is annotated as four and a half LIM domains protein 2-like. The record is from RefSeq and is a predicted model, not a curated record. The coding region runs from base 1 to 840 and encodes 279 amino acids. The transcript is spliced from 5 exons. NCBI's taxonomy places the organism in Eukaryota, Metazoa, Chordata, Actinopteri, Perciformes, Anoplopomatidae. Gene Ontology annotation, cellular component: Z disc; nucleus. Gene Ontology annotation, molecular function: transcription coregulator activity.
AUGGCUGAGCUCUACGAUUGUGCAGAGUGUACAAAGUCUCUGUAUGGACAGAAGUACAUCCUGAAGGACGACAACCCGUACUGUGUGAUGUGCUACGAGGAUCAAUUCUCCAGCAACUGUGAAGUGUGCCACAAGCUCAUUAGCUGCACCAGCAAGGAUCUCUCGUACAAGGACCGCCACUGGCACAGCGAAUGCUUCCUCUGCAUCAAGUGCGAGCGGUCGCUGGUGGAUCGGCCUUUUUCCACCAAGGACGACAUGCCGAUGUGCAUCGAGUGCUACAGCAGCGAGUACUCCUCCAAGUGCCAUGCGUGCCUCAAGACCAUCAUGCCAGGCUCCAAAAAGAUGGAGCAUAAGGGCAACAGUUGGCACGAGAAUUGCUUCACCUGCAACCGUUGCCAGCAGCCCAUGGGCAUCAGGAGCUUCAUCCAGAAGGAAUGCAACAACUACUGCCUGUCCUGCUAUGAGAAGCAGUUUGCCAUGCAGUGCAUCCACUGCAAGAAGCCCAUCACCACUGGAGGAGUGAACUACCGGGACCAGCCCUGGCACAAGGAGUGCUUUGUGUGCAUCGGCUGCAAGCAGCAGCUGGCCGGCCAGCGGUUCACCUCUCGGGACGACUUCGCCUACUGCCUUGACUGCUUCUGCAACCUGUUUGCCAAGAAAUGUGCCUCCUGCACCACCCCGAUCAGUGGUCUCGGGGGCAGCAAGUACAUCUCGUUUGAGCAGCGUCAGUGGCACAACGACUGCUUCAACUGCAAAAGGUGCUGCGUGUCUCUGGUGGGUCGAGGUUUCAUGACGUGCAAAGAGGACAUCAUCUGCCCCGACUGCGUCAAAGACUUCUGA